GAAAAUUGGCUUCUUGCAGCCGGCGCAUGUACUCUAGACUCUUCACAGAGAGAGGAGAGAGGAUGAUGAUGGAGGUCUGAGGAGCGGCUUCUUCUCUCUUGAUGCCUGUGAAGCCGUGAAGCUUUCCAUCCUGUUUCUUUAAGCUGCUGCAGCUCCUGUUCGUGUGUGUGUGUGUGCCUGUUUUUUUCCCCUUCUUCUACAUUUUAAUAUCCGUAUUUGUUGGCCGCUUUAUCUACUGUACACCCAUCACCAUCACCAUCUGUAACCAUGUCGGACUCUGAGGAUAUGACGGAGUUCGCCAGCAUCGUGGAGCGGAUCGAGCGAGGCGAGGUCCCAAUCAAGAACAUCGAGAGGGAGCUGAUCUGCCCGAUAUGUAAGGAGCUCUUUACCCACCCGCUGAUCCUGCCCUGCCAGCACAGCAUCUGCCACAAGUGUGUCCGAGAGCUGCUGAUGCUCAACCAUGAGGAUUCGUUUGAUGCCGGCUCAGAGUGCUCCAUGCCGGGCAGCCCCAGGUCCAGGGUGCCCUCCCCGUCCAUGGAAAGGCUAGACAGGCUUGUGAGAUCAGGUGGGUCUCGGGGCUCCAUCUCAUCCCCGGGUUGGCGCAGAGGGUCGGUGACUCCCCGGGUCACCACCAUCCCGUGCCCCGGCUGCCAGCAUGACAUCGACCUCGGUGAGCGCGGCAUCAGCAUGCUGUUCCGUAACUUCACCCUGGAGAGCAUCGUCGAGCGCUACCGCCAGGCCGCCCGCGCAGCCGUCGCCAUCAUGUGUAACAUUUGCAAACCUCCACCGCAGGAGGCCACGAAGAGCUGCAUGGACUGCAAGGCGAGCUACUGUAACGAGUGCUUCAAGCUGCACCACCCCUGGGGGACACCAAAAGCUCAGCACGAAUAUGUUGGCCCCACCACGAAUUUUAGGCCCAAGGUGCUCAUGUGUCCAGAGCACGAGAUGGAGAAGGUGAACAUGUACUGUGAGGUCUGCAGACGACCCGUGUGUCACCUGUGCAAGCUGGGAGGAUCCCACGCCAACCACAAAGUCACCACCAUGAGCAGCGCCUACAAAAUCCUCAAGGAGAAGCUGGCCAAGAGUAUCCAUUACCUCAUCAGCAAAGAGGACCAGGUCAGGACUCAAAUUACUGGGCUUGAGCUGCUCAUCAAUCAGACUGAGGAAAAUGGCCAGCUAGCAGAGCGUCGAGCCAAUGAGCACUUCGAGCGUCUGUUUGAGACCCUGCAGGAGAGGAAAUCAGAGAUGCUGAGGUCCAUCGAACAGUCUCGUAACCGACGCCUGGACCAACUCAAAGGCCAGGUGGAGGAGUACCAGGGCAUGCUGGAGAACAGUGGUCUCGUGGGCUACGCUCAGGAGGUGCUGAAAGAGACGGAUCAGUCGUGCUUUGUACAGACUGCAAAGCAACUGCACGUCAGGAUCCAGAAGGCCACAGAGUCUCUGAGGACUUUCCACCCUUCAGCUGACCCCUGCUUUGAUGAGUUUGUGCUGGACACAUCCAAAGAGGAAACUCUGCUCAAAGAGAUGUGCUUUGGUGGAGUUCCAGAUCCUCCUCUGAUUGAUUUGUCCAAUAGCAAAGUCUAUAACGAGGCCUCCAUCUGCUGGAGGCUGUCUGAUGACCACCUGCCUACAGAUCACCACGUACUUGAAUACCGCAGACUCGGAGGCCCGAGCCAGUCCCCAUCCCAGGAGGACGGUGAAGACAGCGGGGUCUGGAGGGCUACAGACAGGGUUUACGGUCCCAGCACUGUGGUGUGUGACCUGGACCCGAACAGCCUGUAUGCCUUCAGAGUCCGAAGCUGCAGGAACUCCAUGUUCAGCCCCUACAGCCCUGAGGUCACCUUCCACACACCACCUGCACCUGCUUUCGGUUUCUUGUUCAGCGACAAGUGUGGCUUCAGCACGGAGCGGCUCAUUCUAAACAAGCGGCGGGACACUGUGGAGAACGUAGCAGGCAUGGCCUUUCUCCUGGCAGCAGAUCGCGUGCAGACGGGCAGCUACAUUGGACUGGACUACAUAAUUGGGGACACGGGCAUCUCUCAGGGAAGACACUAUUGGGCCUUUAAGGUGGAACCGUACUCCUACAUGGUUAAAGUUGGAGUGGCGUCAGACUCAAAACUGCUUGAAUGGUUUCACAAUCCCAGAGACACCAGCAGCCCCAGAUAUGACCAUGAUAGUGGGCAUGACAGCGGCAGCGAGGACACGUGCUACGACCUCUCCCAGCCAUUCACCCUCCUCACCCUGGGCAUGGGCAAACUCUUCAUCCCCAAGGCUUCCUCCUCCUCGUCCUCCUCCACAGCAAACGCACAGCCCGGUGACCCUGGCAACCGCGUGCUUCCCCUGCCACAGCGCUUGGGCGUAUGUCUCGAUUAUGACGCGUGCCGGGUGUAUUUUUACGACGCCGACACCAUGAGGUGCCUUUACGAGAGGCAGGUGGAUUGCUCGGGAACAAUGUAUCCGGCUUUCGGCCUCAUGGGCAGCGGCAAGGUUCAACUGGAAGAGUUUGUCACCGCUAAGAGGCUGACCUUCUGAGGAAGGAUGGAGGGUGUUUAUGCAUAACGACCUGCAUCCAUUUAAUCUUUGGCAUGUUCUGGGAAGAGCAGGUUUUAUUGACAGGGUGAUGGAGUACAAUCCAAACUGUUAUUUUUGAAGGUCAGGCGAGGCAGAUGUGAUAAUGGUUUUGGGUCCUAAAUGUGAAAAUGGGAUCUCUGCCAGCAGAGACUGGCCUAUUUAGAGGUGGCAUGUAUAAUGUAUGAAUCGCACAUAAGAGCAUGACACUGAAUAGGAGUGUCCACAUACAAAGGUCUUCAGAGGCUGGUAUACGGUAUGUGAAAAGGUCUUCUCUACAUACCAAAGUCUCUGUACGUUAAUUGUAUUUGAUCUGGUUUUAAUUGCCAGCUAUGAUCAGCUGUUCAUGUAGUGGAAUUGGCUGCAAAGUUUGUCUGCAGCAACUUUAAAUCUUUAUUGUUUAAACAUGAAACGCCUUCGAGCUUACACAUAGACUUCCUCUUUUGCCAGGUUUAUGUUUAGAGAUUUUUGUGUGUAUUCAUUUUUGGGUGAUCUUUUUUUUUCUUUGGCUCCUUUCUGUAACAGUUUGUCUAAAUGUAGCACGUAGGUUUAGAUGUAAUCUUGAUGGACCUGAGAGGGCCUUGUAGCUACUUUUAAAGCUAGCGCCUUUGUGCCUUUUUUUUAAUUUUUAUUUUUAGGGAAUGGCUCACUUAGUUUGCUCUAGUAAGCAGAUAUCGGUGUAAUUGCACAAGCGUUAUGGACAUACUUAGCAUAAAUACUGUACGUGAGUUUUUACUGUGGGUAGAGUUUGAUCACAGACACUGGUGUCAUAAUUAUAACAGUUAAUGGUAUUCACGAUGAUUUGUUACUUAUUUACUCUUGACUUUAUCACAGAAAACACUACUUUUCCUCCUUGUCACAGUUUCUGUUGAGCUGUUUUUGCACAAUUUGAUGAAAAAAAAGCCUCGCACAUGUUAAAACUUAAAACCAUCCCGUUUUGAUCACUACCUAGUUGGCUUUUAAAUGCUGUCGACAUAAUCAGCACAUUGAUGUCUCACAAUGACUAACGUACACACGAAUCCUGGAGUAGUCACUUGGAUUUAAAGGAAAAAAAAAAAGCCUCUCACUGUUUGCACAGCACUGAAUGUGACUUUCAACAUCAUGAAACCAGCCAGUUACCAAAACACCGUGUAAUUAGUCAACAUAAGUUUGACCUCUGCAAAGUCACUAAUGGCCAAAGUGUAUUGGUUCUGGUGCUGACUUAAGUGCAACACACUGCUCGGUGUCUCUAGCAGCCUUUAAACACACAUUUCAGGUUCUCACAAAAAGUGCUAUCACAAAACACACUGUUCGGUACCUUUACUAUCAAACCACUGUUUACUUGCAGUGUCACUGGUGAGUUUGGCUAUCAGACACCUGAGGGGUUGAUUGGCUUUGAUCAGAAUCAGCUCAGAUAUUCAAGUCUAAGAGGGCACACUAGAGAGACUGUUUCCUUGAUUUAGACUUAUACUGUAAAUGUGCCUGCACAUGGGUUUGUUUGUACAUUCAUGUAUAUUUUGUUUUCUGGAGGGUUAGGGUAAUCGGUGUGUGUGUGUUUUCUCAGGUUUCUGGCCCUGACUGGGGCCCAAUGCUACCUACCUCUAUCCGUCAGGCCUGGAAAACCUUAACUCCUGUACCUUUCCUCACAGAAACAAGUUUGGAUUUGAUUUGCAGCUUUGUUCGCAACAUUCAACAUCGCCGCCUUCUCUUUUGUGUCAGAUAAUAAGCUGAUCUUUUAGACUGAUUGAUUUAACUUCCAUGUACAUAUUAACCCAGAGUAUACUAUUUUCAGUUAUAUAAAGUACAUCUUAAAUGUUAUUAGUUGGUGUUUGCUUGUGUAUCUUUUUAUUGGUGAAAAUGACUGUAAACAGAUGUUUCCCUGUUCAGCUGCCUUCGUCAAGGGAGUGUUUUUCAAAUGGUACUAACGAUCUUUUCUUCCUUCUUUUUGUGGUGUUGGUUUGAUUAAUCAGUUUAAAUGUUUUGGUUAUAGAGUUUUUUUUUUGUUUGUUUUUGUUUUUUGGGGUUAAAAAAACAUUGAAUAAAUUCAUGUUCUUACAUUUAGCUGGACAUAAACAUUCUCCAGUCUCAAAAUGAAAUAUUGGAUUUCUGUAGCUGUGCUCAUAUUUUGUCUUAUUUUCACUCCGACUGUCAGAUCACAGACCUGAACGCUGGCUCCUGUAUAUUCAAACUGACUGUUUGAACAUCUUUAAAACACGUCUAUGCAUUUAUGAAUUGGCAGGGCAGGUUCACGGUUUUAUUUCCAUCACAGAAUGUAUUCAUGUGAAUUACAGAACAGCUGAAUGUUUUAUUUUGUUUUUUUCCAAGUUUUUUUUGUCUAUUGAUUUGUUCCACGUGGGAUCACAACACAGUUGUUUGCAGUUAUGGAAAUCUGAUUU
Messenger RNA from Larimichthys crocea (large yellow croaker), 4943 nucleotides. RefSeq names its product tripartite motif containing 36 (gene trim36). The transcript has 13 exons. Gene Ontology annotation, biological process: acrosome reaction; spindle organization. Lineage: Eukaryota; Metazoa; Chordata; Actinopteri; Sciaenidae. Gene Ontology annotation, cellular component: acrosomal vesicle. The record is from RefSeq and is a predicted model, not a curated record. Bases 268 to 2532 code for a protein of 754 amino acids. Gene Ontology annotation, molecular function: zinc ion binding; ubiquitin-protein transferase activity; protein binding.